AUGGAUCCACGGAGUCCCCGUCCCGUCCUGUCCGCGGCGGUCCUCCACUUUCUACUUUUAGGAUUUACUGCUGGACAAUUCUUCCCAGGCGGCUGCACCUUCGAGGAGUCCUACAGCGGCUGUGGAUACAGCGUUUCUCUUGGAACCAACGGCUUCACCUGGGAACAGGUGAACUCCUGGGAGAACCCCAGCAUGGACCCCGCCCUGCCCACCGGCUCCUUCUUGGGGGUGAACGCGUCGGGCCGGGCGUCGGGCCAGAAGGCCGAACUCUUCAUGCCGAGCCUGAAGGAGAACGACACACACUGCAUCGACUUCCUGUACUCGCUGUCCAGCCGGGACGGGGCGAGCCCCGGGACCCUGAACGUCUACAUCAAGGUGAAUGGAGGAGCUCAAGGGAACCCGGUGUGGAACGCCUCCGACACGCUGACUGAAGGCUGGGUGAAGGCGGAGCUCGCCAUCUCCACCUUCUGGCCCAACUCCUACCAGGUAAUAUUUGAAGCCGUUUCAGUUCAAGGUCAUCAUGGUUUCAUCGCCAUCGACGACAUUCGAGUUCUAGCUCACCCGUGUCGUAAAGCUCCUCACUUCCUGCGCCUGCAGAACGUGGAGGUCAACGUGGGUCAGAAUGCAACGUUUCAGUGCACGGCCGGAGGGAAAUGGUCUCAGCACGAUAAGCUCUGGCUGCAGCAGUGGAACGGCAGAGACUCGGCGCUUAUGGUGACCCGGGUCGUGAACCACCGGCGGUUCUCCGCGACCGUCAGCGUCGGCGACACGUCGCAGCGAAGCACGAGCCGCUACCGCUGCGUCAUCCGGUCGGACGGCGGGUCGGGGGUCUCCAACUACGCCGACCUCAUCGUUAAAGCUCCGCCGACCCCCAUCGCUCCGCCGGAGCUUCUGGCCGUCGGUGCCACCUACCUUUGGAUCAAACCCAACGCCAACAGCAUCAUCGGAGACGGGCCGAUCAUCCUGAAGGAGGUGGAGUACCGAACCACGUCAGGUAACUGGGCGGAGACCCACGUGGUGGACUCCCCCACCUAUAAACUGUGGCAUUUGGAUCCCGAUGUGGAGUACGAGAUAAAGGUCCUGCUCUCCAGACCCGGGGAGGGAGGAACUGGACCGCCGGGCCCGCCGCUGGUCACAAGGACCAAAUGUGCAGACCCGGUCCACGGCCCUCAGAGCGUGGACGUGGUGGACGUGCGGGCGCGCCAGCUGACGGUCCAGUGGGAGACGUUCGGCUACGCGGUGACUCGCUGCCACAGCUACAACCUCACGGUGCAGUACCAGUAUGUGUUCAACCAGCAGGAGUUUGCAGCCGAGGAGCUGAUCCAGACCUCCUCCCACUACACCCUGAGGGGCCUGAGGCCCUUCGUCACCGUCAGGCUGCGUCUGGUUCUCGCCAACGCCGAAGGCAGCAAGGAGAGCGAGGAGAUCGUCAAGCAGACGGAGGAGGACGUACCCGCCUCAGUGCCCAUGGAGUCUCUACAGAAUUCGCCUUAUGAAGAGAAGAUCUUCAUUCAAUGGAAAGCUCCCAACGAGACCAACGGGGUCAUCACUCUCUACGAGAUCACCUACAAAGCGCUGAGCUCCUUGGACCCCAGCGCCGACCUCACGACCCAGAGGGGCCGGGUGUUCAAGCUGAGGAACGAGACCCACCACCUGUUCGUGGGCCUCGACCCGGGAACCACCUACUUCUUCACCAUCAAAGCCUCCACCAACAAGGGCUUCGGCCCGCCCAUCACCACCCGCAUCUCCACCAAGAUAUCAGCCCCGAUGAUGCCAGAGUACGAGUCUGAGGCUCCACUGAACGAGACAGAGACCACCAUCACCAUCCUGCUAAAGCCCGCCCACUCACGAGGAGCACCAAUCAGCUCCUACCAGCUCGUCGUGAAGGAGGAGCGUAAGUCCAAGACCCGGCGCGCCGCCCCCGAGUGUUUCUCCGCCCCCGUGAGCUUCCGUAACGCCACGGCGCUGGACUCCUCCUACUACAUGGCGGCCGACCUGCCCCCCUCCAGCCUCAGCGCGGCGCAGCCCUUCACGGUGGGCGACAACAAGAGCUACGGAGGCUUCUGGAACCCGCCGCUGUCCUCGGCCAAGAGCUACAGCAUCUACUACCAGGCCAUGAGCAGAGCCAACGGGGAAACCAAAAUCAACUGCGUCCACUUGGCGAACAAAGUGGUAAUAGGUAGGGGACAAAUAACAACGCCGUACAUUGUAGUCAUCCCGAGCGAAGGAGCGUCCACACAGGACUCGGAUGCGAUGGAGCCGGAGAAGCAGGUGGACGGCACCGUGAAAAUGGCCGGUGUGAUCGCGGGCAUCCUCAUGUUCGUCAUCAUCCUCCUGGGCGUCGUCCUCACCUUCAAGCGCAGAGAGAUUCACACAUGGAGAACUCUGAGCGUGGGGAAGUUGGCCAAGAAGCAGAAGGAGACGGCCAGCGGCUCCACCCAGCAGAGGGAGAUGGGCCCGGUCACCACGGCCGACAAGAGCACCACUAAAGUCAGCACGCUGCACAAAGACGACCCGUUCUCCACCUCCACCUCGUCCACCCAGGACCUCAACGGGUUCACUGCUCCCUCUCCUUGUUCCUUCUCUGUGCAAGGAGGCAAAACGCUGCAGAGCAAAUCUGUGCUGAACUCCUACUACUCAGUCUCCAAAGAGCCGGUUCCAGCCACGACCUCCAUCGACAGCAGCCAGCCGUCGCUCGCCCAGCCCUCUCUGACUCUGCAGAGCUUCCCCUACGGAGGCUGUGAGUCUGUGGAGCUCUCCUACCAGAGUGGUCAGUUCCAGCCAGCGAUUCGAGUGGCAGAUCUCCUCCAGCACAUCACGCAGAUGAAGUGUGGCCAAGGCUACGGCUUCAAGGAGGAGUACGAGGCCUUGGCGGAGGGACAGACGGCACCCUGGGAAACGGCGAAGAAGGACGAGAACCGCAACAAGAAUCGCUAUGGAAACAUCAUCGCUUACCCCACAGACGAUCACACAAGAGUCCGACUGCAGCUGCUGGAUGGAGACCCCCACUCCGACUACAUCAAUGCUAAUUAUAUUGACGGCUACCAUCGACCCAGACAUUACAUCGCCACACAAGGGCCUAUGCAGGAGACUGUGAGGGAUUUCUGGAGGAUGGUCUGGCAGGAAAACUCUGCCUCUAUCGUCAUGGUUACCAACCUGGUGGAGGUGGGCAGGGUGAAGUGUGUGCGCUACUGGCCCGAUGAGACGGAGGUGUACGGUGACCUCAAGGUGACCUUGAUAGAAACGGAACCGCUGGCUGAGUACGUCAUCCGGACCUUCACCGUCCAGAAGAAGGGUCACCACGAGAUCCGAGAGCUCCGGCAGUUUCACUUCACCAGCUGGCCGGACCACGGGGUCCCCUGUUACGCAACAGGGCUGCUGGGCUUCAUCCGGCAGGUCAAGUUCCUCAACCCGCCUGAUGCCGGGCCCAUCGUGGCCCACUGCAGUGCCGGAGCGGGCCGGACGGGCUGCUUCAUCGCCGUGGACAUCAUGCUGGACAUGGCGGAGAACGAGGGUGUGGUCGACAUCUUCAACUGUAUCCGAGAGCUGCGGUCGCAACGAGUCAACAUGGUGCAGACGGAGGAGCAGUACGUGUUUGUCCACGACGCCAUCCUGGAGGCGUGUCUCUGUGGGAACACGGCCAUCCCAGUGUGUGAGUUCAGAGCCGUCUACUACAACAUCAGCAGGCUGGACCCUCAGACCAACUCCAGCCAGAUUAAAGACGAGUUCCAGACGCUGAACAUAGUGACCCCUAGAGUCCGCCCGGAGGACUGCAGCGUGGGUUUGCUCCCCAGGAACCACGACAAGAACCGCAGCAUGGACGUUCUGUCCGCCGACCGCUGCCUGCCUUUCCUCAUCUCUGUGGACGGAGAGAGCUCCAACUACAUCAACGCUGCGCUGAUGGACAGCCACAAGCAGCCGGCGGCCUUCAUCGUUACCCAGCAUGCUUUGCCAAACACCAUGGGCGACUUCUGGAGGCUGGUGUUCGACUACAACUGCUCCUCCAUCGUGAUGCUGAACGAGAUGGACGCAGCACAGUUGUGUAUGCAGUACUGGCCAGAAAAGAGUUCCUGUUGCUACGGUCCCAUUCAAGUUGAAUUCAUAUCAGCAGAUAUUGAUGAAGACAUCAUCAACCGGAUCUUCAGGAUCUGCAAUAUGGCCAGGCCACAGGACGGUUACCGCCUGGUGCAGCACUUUCAGUUCAUUGGCUGGCCGGCCUACAGGGACACGCCCCUUUCUAAGCGCUCCAUCCUCCAGUUGGUCAGAAGGUUGGCAAAGUGGCAGGAACAGUAUGACGGAGGAGACGGGAGGACGGUGGUACACUGCCUUACCGGUGGAGGGCGUUCUGGAACGUUCUGCGCCAUCUGCAGCAUCAAUGAGAUGAUCCAGCAGCAGAACAUCGUGGAUGUUUUCCACACCGUCAAAACUCUGAGGAACAACAAGACUAAUAUGGUGGAGACCAUGGAACAGUACAAGUUCUGCUAUGAAGUGGCUCUUGAGGCGCUCAGCUCCUUCUGAUUGGCUCUGGAGGCGCUCAGCUCCUUCUGAUUGGCUCUGGGGUGAAUGUAUCAACGC
Molecule: messenger RNA, 4575 nt
Organism: Cyclopterus lumpus (lumpfish)
Lineage: Eukaryota; Metazoa; Chordata; Actinopteri; Perciformes; Cyclopteridae
Gene: ptprt
Product: protein tyrosine phosphatase receptor type T
Exons: 37
Coding region: 1-4518 (1505 amino acids)
Biological process (GO): protein dephosphorylation
Cellular component (GO): membrane
Molecular function (GO): protein binding; protein tyrosine phosphatase activity
Source: RefSeq, a predicted model, not a curated record